Amaranthus tricolor (Joseph's coat) is the source of this 8615-nucleotide messenger RNA. RefSeq names its product protein NO VEIN. Gene Ontology annotation, cellular component: nucleus. The coding region runs from base 90 to 8216 and encodes 2708 amino acids. NCBI's taxonomy places the organism in Eukaryota, Viridiplantae, Streptophyta, Magnoliopsida, Caryophyllales, Amaranthaceae. Gene Ontology annotation, biological process: leaf vascular tissue pattern formation; root development; embryo development ending in seed dormancy. The transcript has 13 exons. The record is from RefSeq and is a predicted model, not a curated record.
CCCUUGGAAAAAAAGUUUGCUAAAGGCUUCUAAAACCCUAAUCCAUUCUAAAGGCUUAAACCCUUCUCCUUGUUCCUUGUUUGUGGGCAAUGGAGAACCAACUUCCCCAUCAACACUUACAUCAUCGUGGCGGUGCUCCUCCGCCGCCGCAACAGCAACCGCCACCGCCAUAUCUUCAACCUCAACAUCAACAGCUAGAUCCCAAUCUUGUCGUCCUUCAAUCACUAGGUCUACUUCUCCAAAAUCAAAACCCCUUUUUUCAGAACCCUAAUAUUCCCUUUCAAAAUCAUCCCAAUUUUCCCAUUAACAACAACCAAUACCAUCAAAAUCAUAAUCAAACUGCUUUUCCUAUUGGUUUCCAGCAUAACAAUCCCAAUUUAUCAUUUUCGAUCAGCAACCCUGGCAGUUCUUCGCAGAUGCAGCAACAACAGCGUCCCUAUCCCAAAUUUCCUACUAAACCAAACUCCCAAUCUACUUCUGUUGAUCAUAAGGCAACCCUUGACAAGAUUGAGGAUGCUGUUGUUGAUCAUAAGGCAACCCUUGACAAGAUUGAGGAUGCUGUUGCCACUGUACGCCGUCAAUUCAUUCAAGCUGGAGACCAUGUUUCUGUUUGGAAGCUUUCUCAGUCUGCUCUGCUUAAACUUCAAGCUGACUCUUGGGAUUCCUUAGGGUUUCAGCUCCAUCAAAUUCCUUCUCUCCACCAACUUAUCCUCAUUGAAGCUAAGAUCAAUGCAUUUAUUAGAUGUCAUGUAGCUGUUCACAAGAUAACAACGUUGUUUGAUUUGCAAGAAGCUUUAUGCAAGAAUGAGGGUAUUGAGAACUUUGAAGACCUUGAGCUGGGUCCUUUUCUACAACAGCCCCUUGUUAAGCACUAUUUUUCUUUAACCAAAGAUGUGAUACAAGUGUACGAGAUUACAAGCAACCAAAUAGUUACUUAUCUUUCAUUGUUUCUCUACAAAAAGCGUACAAAUAUCGUGAUGGAGGAGUUUUUGGAUUUUGUUGCAAAGAAGUGUAAAGUGACAAAUCCACAGGUUCUUGGAUUGCGGAUUCAGAGUCUGGGUAUGCACAUAGGUUUUCUAAACAAAGCCAAGAACGCUCAAAGUCUUGUGUUGAGCAAGUGUAAGGAAGCAGUGAAAGACACAUGUACGAAUUCAAAGAAGAAAAAACGGCCUCUUUUCUCUUUGCAAAAAAAGUUGUUUGAUGAUCGUUACAAUGUCUUAAGUGAGCGUGUCACAUCCUUUGCUCAUGUCAACAAGGAUUUCUGCGGCCAACACAUAAGAUUUGUUUCAUCAAGUUCUGAUGAAUUUCAGGAUAUGACAGAUAGUUCUGAUGGUGAAAUGGUUGGAAAUGAUAGUUCCAUAAGUAACCAACAUCAUUCAUCUUCAUUAAAAAGAAAAAUUGGAGAUAUGUCGAGUAGCUGUCCUUAUCCAUCUGUAGCUGAAGAGAUGACUAGGCUGGGAUUGAAAGGAGAAAGUUGUGAAAAUCAGAGCUCUAACGACAGUCAGAGAAGGAGGCUGCAGAAAAAACGACGAAGAUCUAAAACUGAGAGUCUUGGAAAGGCAGUUAAAGAUAAUUCUUUCUUACUCUCUGGAACAACUGAUUCAGAAGAGGGAAAAAAUCAAAACAUCGCUGAUGCUAAUGAGUCUAUUCGGAUGUUCAUCACUCACUGGAAGGACGCUUGUCGGGCACACCUAGCAACAGAGGUUUUGGAAAAAAUGCUGGAAUUCUAUAAGUUGUCUGGCAAACAGAGGAAAAAAGUAAGAAAUGCAUUCUCAAAUUAUCCACUGGCUGGGUUGCUCAAUGUUGCGGUUACAUCUAUUAAAAGGGGGAUGUGGGAUAGCAUGUAUGAUACAUUUCAAUUAAUGGGUGAAUUGGAACACACAAACCAACAAGCUAAUCAACCAACAAAAUACGAAAGUAUUGAUAUUGAAGCCAUUGAGAAAGAUACUGGCCUUCUCAAUCAAAGUCCACCAAUUCCUGUUCCAUGUGUUCAUUUGGAGGAUAUUCUCAGAAAAGCUUCCAAGUAUCCUACUCAGAACGAUUUGUCUAGUGGAAGUUCACUUGUACACAGGGCAAUCAUGUUCGCUGAGGAACUUUCUCGUUGUGAAAUUUGGUUGGCAGAGCAAUUCUCAGUUAAUGAUUUCAAGUUGCUUGGUCAUGGGGAGUUUUUUUCUUUCUUAGAUCGAAAUAUCUCUGUACUUCCUAAAGAAAUUCUGAACAUUAUAAGAGGUCAGGUACAUGAAUUUCAAUCAUUGGAGGUAAGCAUGAUUCAGAAACAACUGGGUAUGCUGUUGUCUCAAGCAUCUUGCAGCCUCUGGGAGGAAGGUGUCAUAACCAAGGAGAAAAUAUCAGAUUUGCUAGUGAGGCAGUUCCCUCUCAUCAGUUUCAAAAUCAUUGAGAGCGGUAGUACUCGAGAGCUUCUAGAUUUUGUAGAGAAGCAUCAAGGAAGUGUUGCAUCUAAUUGUGUUAUAUUCUCUGCGACACUGUCGGGCACCUCUAAGUAUGUUGAUGCUGCUGAUUCCGAUGUAAGUGAUAUGUUGGAAAAUUCUGGAUCAGUUACGUCGAAGGAUGCUAUCAACAUUUUACUCAAAGCUCCUUUCUUGUUAGAUCUGAACUCGUGGUCACAUUGGGAUCUUGUUUAUGGUCCUUCACUAGGGCCUUUUCUGGAAUGGUUGGUGUCAGAGGUCAAUGUGGAAGGCUUAUUGUGUCUUUUAACCAGAAAUGGACAGAUUAUUCGGAUUGACCCCUUAGCUUCUGCUGAUCUCUUUUUUCAAGCUUUACUUCAAGAAUCUCCUUUUCAAAUGGCUGUUCAGCUUUUGUCAUUGUUUGCACUGUCUGGAGGGAAAAAACAUGUACCCUUGUCCCUUUUGAAGUGUCAGGCACGACAAGGAUUUGAAGUUAUUAUCGAGAAUUUUAUGCAGAAUAUUGGUUAUAAUGAUGGUCAGAGUAAUGACAGAACUCUGAGAGUGAAUGAGCCCGUGGGCUUUCAAUCUAGUAUGAACCUUUUCAAGAAUUUGAGUGGGGUGAAUAGUUUUGUUGCCCAUGUAUCUAGCAUAUUUGUUGAUUGUCUAGCCUUCUUGCCUUCAGAAUUUCGCUGUUUUGCUGCUGAUGUAUUACUUUCUGGAUUGCGGUGUUUGGUCAAAGAUAUUACCUCAGCUAUUUUAGUUCAAUGUAAAAGAAAUGAAGAGCGUAGUAUGUUGCAUGAAAUUGGUUACUCACUGGGUAUAACCGAGUGGAUCAAUGAUCACCAUUUAGUUUGUCCAUUAACUGAUAACCCCUGCCUGGUAUCGGUUGGAGACGUAAAAAAAUUUGAGUUUACCCAGGGUCCACGCGUUGAUAUUUCUUCUGCUGCUAACAAAGUUGAGCUGAAUAAAAAUGACACUGAUGUAUUCAUUCCCAUGGGCCAAUCAGAAAUAGAGUAUUCAAAAAAUGAACACUUAGCUGACCAAGACAUCAACGAGGCUGGUCUUGUUAUUGAAUCAAUUAGACGUGAUGAAUUUGGGUUGGACCCCAAUAUAUCUGACGUAGAAUGUAGUUUGUUGAAGAAGCAGCAUGCCCGUUUGGGGCGAGCACUUCAUUGCCUCUCAGAAGAAUUGUAUUCACAAGACUCACAUUUCCUUCUUGAGCUGGUUCAGAAUGCCGAUGAUAAUGUUUACCCUGCAGAUGUGGAACCUACUUUAAGUUUCAUCCUUCAUGACACUGGAAUAAUUAUCUUGAAUAAUGAGAGAGGAUUUACUGCCAAAAAUAUCAGAGCUCUCUGUGAUGUUGGAAGCUCUACAAAGAAAGGUUCUUCUGCUGGCUACAUUGGACAGAAGGGAAUUGGUUUUAAAUCAGUUUUCCGGGUUACGGAUGCUCCCGAAAUUCAUUCAAAUGGAUUUCAUAUCAAGUUUGACUUGGGUCAGGGUCAGAUAGGUUUUGUAUUACCAACAAUUCUACCACCUUUUGAUACUGAGGCACUAAAAAGGUUGGUCCCAGAUAUUGAUUUUCAAAAGGGCUUGAAUUCUUGGAAGACAUGUAUAGUGCUUCCUUUCAAAUCAAAACUUUUGGAAGGAUCAGCAAUGAGCAGCAUUUUGUCUAUGUUUUCUGAUCUUCAUCCUUCUUUAUUACUUUUCCUUCACCGUCUUCAGUGUAUUGAACUUAGGAAUAUGCUGAAUGGCUCUCUUAUUGUUAUGAGAAAAGAAGUAAUUGGAGAUGGUAUUGUCAAAGUAUGUCAUGGAAAUGAGAAAAUGACUUGGUUUGUGGCAUCAAACAAGUUACAUCCUAAAGUUAUUCGGUCCAAUGUUCAUAUGACGGAGAUAUCCAUAGCUUUGACACUUAAUGAAACAGAGAGUGGCGACUAUGAGCCUUUCUUAGGUCAACAGCCUGUAUUUGCUUUUCUUCCUUUGAGAACAUAUGGUCUCAAGUUCAUUCUUCAAGCUGAUUUUGUCCUUCCUUCUUCUAGAGAAGAAGUUGAUGGAGAUAGCCCCUGGAAUCAGUGGUUAUUGUCAGAAUUUCCUGCCUUGUUUGUCAGUGCUGAGAAAUCAUUUUGUUCUCUACCUUGUUUCCUAGAAAAUCCUGCUAAAGCAGUGAGUGCUUUUAUGAGUUUUGUUCCACUAAUGGGGGAAGUGCAUGGAUUUUUUUCUGGACUCCCUCGGAUGAUUAAUGCUAAAUUACGCCUUUCGAACUGCUUGCUUCUGGAUGGGUACAAGGAUAAGUGGGUUCCUCCAUGUAAGGUUGUAAGAGGUUGGACUGAGCAAGCUAAAAUGCUGAUACCUGACACUUUACUGUAUGAUCAUCUAGGAAUUGGUCUAUUACACAAGGAUGUUAAUCUGUCAGAUUCACUUGCUAGAGCACUGGGUAUUGAAGAAUAUGGGCCAAGGAUAUUGGUGCAAUUUGCUUCUUCUUUGGGCCGAACAAAAGAUGGUAUAAGAACAAUGGGUAUGCACUGGCUUUUCUCUUGGCUUAAUGAACUUCACAGUAUGUUUAAUUCUUAUGCACCAAACUCAAGGAACUCAGGGUUGGAAAUGGAUCUUAUAAAUAGUCUGAAGAAAGUUUCAUUUAUUCCCCUGUCUAAUGGAACAUAUGGCUCAUUGGAUGAAGGAACGAUUUGGUUUCAUGCUGACAGCACUGGUCUUGAUGGUGGACUUUGUAAUGAAGCGUUUCCCUGCUUAUAUGCCACAUUGAGGAUUGUUAGCCCAGCUUUAUUUUUAGAGGCAUCUACUGAUUUAACUUCAGUAACUGGCUGUAUGAGGAUGCUGCAAAAAAUUGGUGUCCAAAAAUUGUCAGCUCAUGAACUUAUCAAAAUUCAUAUCUUAUCAUCUAUGUCAGAUGACAAAAUGACAGAUAGAAGCAAGCAGUUAAUGAGAGAAUGCAUUACUUUCAUAAUGUUUCAUUUAAACUCCAAUUGUGUUGAUUGUUUGGUUGAAAGUGAAUACAUCAUUUCUGAAUUAUGCAGUAAAGCUUUAAUUCUAACAAAUCAUGGGUACAUGAGACCUGCUGAGGCUCCAAUCCAUUUUAGCAAAGAAUUUGGAAAUUCUGUUGACGUAAAUAAAUUCUUAAAUGGUUUGGAUUACAAAUGGGUUGAGGUCGAUGUUAUGUAUUUGAAUCAACCUAUCAUCCAGUCGAUGCCGUGUGGGUUGAUGAAGUGGCGAGAGUUCUUUCAGAAAUUAGGGCUCACGGAUUUUGUCAAAGUAGUUCCCAUUGAGAAAGCUGUGACCGACUUGCCCCCUGCUGUGCUUCAUCAGAUAUCAGAUAGACAAAUCAUUUCUCCCAAAAUGUUGGUUAAAGAUUGGGAAUCUCCUGAACUAGUGCAUAUACUGUCCUUGCUGUCCAAGGAUGGCAACCAAGAGAGGUGCAAAUAUCUCUUGGAAGCUCUAGAUGCCUUUUGGGACGAUCAUUUUAGUGACAAAGUUUUUGGGUGUUGCAGUAGCAACUCUGGUCUGAAUGACUUAUGUUUCAAAUCUUCACUGUGGCAUUGCAUAUCUGAUAUAAGGUGGGUGGUUUCAAGUUUUGAUAAUGAGAUUCACUAUCCAACAGAGUUGUUCUAUGACUGUGACACUGUUCGUUCUAUUCUUGGCUGUCAUGCUCUUUAUGCUGUUCCAAAGGUAAAAAGUGUGAAAUUAUUAUCCGAAAUUGGUUUCAAAACUCAAGUUAGACUUGAAGAUGCAUUGGCAACUCUUCACACUUGGAGAACAUUGGAGGGUACAUUCACUGCCAGUUUGCCACAAAUGUCCAAAUUGUACUCCUUCAUUUGGAAGGAGAUGGAAACAUGUAGGGAACAAGUGCUGGAUGCUUUGAAUUCUGGACCUUUUAUAUUUAUCCCUUGUGCCUCUGUUAAACACUAUGAGGAUGUUGUAAGUGGGGUUUUUCUCUCUCCUGAAGACGUCUACUGGCAUGAUUCUACUGGUGCUCUGGACCAUAGAAAGACUGAAUUCUCCUUCGAGAAUUGUAGUGUUCCAAUGAGCAAGACAUUGCGUUCUAUAUAUCCAGGCCUUCACGACUUUUUUGUGAAUCAGUGUGGUGUGCAUGAGGCCCCUUCUUUUCGUCACUACCUUCAAAUUUUGCAGCAGUUAUCUAGAAAUUCUAUACCUUUUCAGACAACUAGUGCGGUAUUUAAAAUUUUUCUGAAGUGGUCAGAUGCCCUGAACUGUGGUGCUCUUAGUAGUGAUGAUUUGUCUUACUUGAAGGAAUGUCUCUUGCUCUCAGACUUUAGAGUACUUCCAGUAAUGAAUGAUAAGUGGGUUUCCCUACACCCAUCAUUUGGCCUUGUUUGCUGGUCUGAUGAUGAUAUUUUAAAGAAAGAAAUUAAGCACUUGGACAAUAUUGAGUUUCUGUAUUUUGGAGACCUAACAGACAACGAUAAAGAGACUCUUAAAACCAAAGUAUCUGCACUGUUGCAGAACUUAGGUAUACCUGCUCUUUCCAAGAUUGUAUCUCGUGAAGCUAUAUACUAUGGUCCUGCUGAUUGUGGGUUUAAAACCUCGAUGGUGGCAUGGGUGCUUCCCUUUGCGCAACGUUAUCUUUAUAAUCUACACCCAGAGAGAUACAGCCUUCUCAAGCAGUCUGGAUGUGAACAAUCUUUCCCAAGAAUUUUUGUGGUGGAAAAGCUGUUCUACCAUAAUGUCAUAAAUAGAUGCAACUACUCAUCUAAGAAAAGGACUGAAUGCAGCUCCCUACUUCAGGGGAAUGUUCUGUAUACAACUCGAGAUUCAGACUCACACUCUAUGUUUAUGGAACUGUCCCGAUUAUUCUUUGAUGGUGCUCCCGAGUUACAUUUGGCCAAUUUUCUUCACAUGAUAGCUACUAUGGCAGAAUCUGGUUCAACGGAAGAGCAAAUGGAAUUUUUUAUCCUUAACAGCCAGAAAAUGGUGAAGCUUCCCGUUGAGGAAUAUGUGUGGUCUCUUUCUUCUGAACUAUCCUCGAUGGAGAAUGAUGAACUCACAAGAAAUGCCCUUUUAUCAAAUAUCAAUGACCAGCUCAAGUCCAAGAAAAAACCGGUGUACUCUUGGCCUCCUGUGGACUGGAAAACUGCACCUGGUUUCAGCUAUUCUCGUGCAAAUGGGUUCAGGACACAACCUGGGAGCAUGGACCAAAGUGGUGGCACAGAAAUGGUGGAAGGUUGUAUUGAAGCCUCAGUGCAGGAAGAAGCUGAACUGGCCUUAACUGAUAUAAAUGAAGACGUCGAAUAUCCCGAAUCUACAAUUCUCCCUGUUUUCGAUAAUGAAAGUGAUCCUGUAUACAAUCAGCCUCUUCCCAUGGAAGCUUUAGCUGAUCCUACCAAUAUUGUUGUCGAGUCCCUUUGCCCGGAAGAGGGUCAAACAAAAAGCAGAGAUCAGUCUAGUAAUCUGGGUGCUCAGGAAGCCAUGCGAAUCGGUAAACUAGGGGAGCUCGUGGCUUACAAAUACUUUGCUGGAAAAGCUGACGGGAAAGAAGUGAAAUGGGUUAAUCAAGAAAAAGAGACGGGCUUACCAUUUGAUAUCGUGAUUAGCGAUGAACAGAAUCUGGAAUAUGUCGAAGUGAAAGCUUCACGAUAUGCCAAGAAGGAUUGGUUUGUCAUAUCGGCACGAGAAUGGCAAUUUGCAACAGAGAAAGGGGACGCUUUCAGCAUUGCUUAUGUUAUUCUUUCUGCUCAAAAUCCUUCCCGGAUUAUUAUUUACAAGAAUCCUGUAAAACUUUGCCGACUUGGUAAACUACAGUUGACUGUUACCAUCCCAAAGCCCCCAACUCAAUCAGUGUAGAUAUACAUUCAAUUUUGUUUCGGAUCUAACCUGAUUUAUUUUGUGUUUAUAUUGAAUUAUGUGAAUACAGUUUGGGUCCAAGUUAGUUUUACUAUUAGUCAAAUCAAGUUCGAUUACACUAUGAGUUGGGUCAUUUUUGGUUUAUGAUUAACUUGGAGUCGGGUUUUUCUUCGGGGUUUGGGUUGAGUUUAGGUUGUUAUAUCAAGCUUAUAUAAAAAAUUCAAGUUGGAAAAUCUUGGAUUCUUCUUAUUUUGGGCUCUGGUUAGCUAUAGAUAAGGUAUAUGAAGUUAAGAGUAAAAUUUAUGACAUCUUAUGCAAUGUUCGAAUAAAAUCACGGGUUAAUUAUAGAUAAUAGCGGAUUCAAUUGAUAUCAAGUUUAGACAAUUGUAGUCAUGUAGA